AGGCUCGAUCACGUGACAGGGCGAGAAGGCUGCCCCUUGUUGGUUUCACGCGCGCCUCGCAAGUGCAGCACAGCAACAUGACCCGGACGGACUUCGAGGCUAAGAUGGGUGCCGACCUCGAGGGCACCAAGGAUGUCGUGAAGGAGUACUAUUCGAAGCAUUUGAAGGCAUCGCAGGACCUGCAGACCAACGCCUGCUGCACCAUCGCCACCCCUCCCGAGCACAUCAAGAAGGCGAUGGCGAAGGUCCACGACAAGGUCCACGAGAAGUACUACGGCUGCGGGCUGUGCCUUCCCGACGACCUGGAGGGCCUUUCGAUCCUGGACCUGGGCUGCGGUGCUGGCCGCGACGUUUACAUCAGGGCGACGACUCGUCGGGCCCACCGGCCGCGUGGUCGGGGUCGACAUGACCCAGGAGCAGCUCGAUGUCGCCGUCGAGUACAAGGGCUGGCACGCAGAGCAGUUCGGCUACAGCAACGUGGAGUUCAAGCUCGGCUACAUCGAGCGGCUGAACGAGCUGGAUCUCGGGAGCGCGACGUUCGACGUCAUCGUGAGCAAUUGCGUGAUCAACCUGAGCCCUGACAAAGAGGCGGUCCUGCGUGAAGCUUACCGGCUGCUUAAGCCAGGCGGGGAGCUUUACUUCAGCGACGUGUAUGCUGAUAGGCGGAUGCCUCAGGCACUUAAAGAGGACGAGGUGUUGUGGGGCGAGUGCGUAUCUGGUGCAUUGUAUUGGAACGAUUUCCACAAUCUUGCCAAAAAGUGUGGGUUUGCAGACCCCCGUUUGAUGAAGGAUAACCGCCUUACAAUCAACAACCAAAAGCUGGAGGCAAAGCUGGGAUGCAUCAAGGUCUACUCUGCUACUUACAGGCUGUGGAAGCUUGAUGGGCUGGAGAGCCACUGUGAGGAUUAUGGACAAGCGGUGAUUUACAAGGGCACGAUCCCUCACUGUCCAGACGUAUUUGCGCUGGAUGGCCACCACGCCAUUGAGAAAGGAAAAGUGUUCCCAGUAUGCGGGAACACAUGGAGGAUGCUUGCAGACACUCGGUUCAAGCGGCACUUCGAGUUCAUUGGGAAUUUCGACACUCAUUAUGGGGGGCACGCCGGCGGGUCUACGACGGCUGCGGCACGCUGAUCCCCUUCGAGAGCGCCAGGGCCGAGAAGGGAGGCGGGGGCAGUGCGUGCUGCUAAGAUGUUGUGCUCUCUUUCCGCGCGGCCGCCCCGCGUCGGGAUGCGGUCCCAGCUCUGCUGGUAGGACCGUUUUGGGCCUUUCAAGCAAUGCCGCAGCUUCUCGCUGGGGAGCCUGCGCUGUGGGGGCGCCGCCUGGCAAAGACAGAAGCAGGCCCGUGCCCUCGCCGCAUUUUUCGGGUACGGCGCGGCCGAUGCCACACGACAGAUCCGCCGCGGGAGACCCGGAGCGAGGCCGCGCUGCGGGUGCUGGUGCCUCUCCUGGGGCACGAGGAGCAGCCGGCUGCGGCGGCGGCCUGUGCUGCCUCCUCCAUGCUGCGCCGCGGUGCUGCUGCGACGAGCCGCCGGUGGUCGUCGUCGUCGUCGUCGUCGGCGUCGUCGUCGUCGUCGUCGUCGUCGUUGUUGUCCUCGGAGCAGG
Molecule: messenger RNA, 1602 nt
Organism: Prorocentrum cordatum
Lineage: Eukaryota; Dinophyceae; Prorocentrales; Prorocentraceae
Source: the annotation of a GenBank genome assembly